UUCAUUGCAAAGAGAGGCGACUUCAACUUGUGUCAGUUCAACCUAGAGAAGCUCGAUUCCAGUCAGAAAUGGACAUAAAAUACAAGGAAUAUCUCGACGAAUGGGAAGAUAAUGCAAAUGUGAAAUGUGUUCUUGUUGAAAGCAGCUCAUCUCGUGCUUUUUCGGCAGGAAUGGAUAUUAAGGGUGUUGUGGCUGAAAUUCAGAAGGAGAAAAAUACAACACUUGUGCAAAAGGUUUUUCUGUAUUCAUUUUCUCUUUGUAGACUGUUUUUAAGCAAUCAUUAUCGGGAUUUCUUAGGCCUUAUUUUUUGCAGGCGUCUUGCUUAGUAAUUGUUUUUCCAAUAUGAAGAUAAUUUAGCUGAUAGUACCUAUUUUUUCG
Molecule: messenger RNA, 378 nt
Organism: Phalaenopsis equestris
Lineage: Eukaryota; Viridiplantae; Streptophyta; Magnoliopsida; Asparagales; Orchidaceae
Product: 3-hydroxyisobutyryl-CoA hydrolase-like protein 3, mitochondrial
Exons: 3
Coding region: 69-326 (85 amino acids)
Source: RefSeq, a predicted model, not a curated record